Racocetra persica is the source of this 939-nucleotide messenger RNA. The record is from the annotation of a GenBank genome assembly. Lineage: Eukaryota; Fungi; Glomeromycota; Glomeromycetes; Diversisporales; Gigasporaceae.
GUUAUUGAGAAGUGAAAGACAUGCUAUUGCUGAUGUUCCCGCUAUUUAUUUCGUAGAGCCGACAUCUGAAAACAUUCAGAGGAUCAGUGAGGAUUUGGCCAAGAACCUUUACGAAUCGUAUUAUAUUAAUUUUUUGACUACUAUUACAAGACCAUUAUUAGAAGAAUUGGCUGCUGCUACUAUACCAAAUAACUCUUCAAAUUUGAUCUCUCAGGUCUACGAUCAAUAUUUGAAUUUUAUUGUUUCGGAACCUAAUCUAUUUUCUCUCAAUCAACCCAACAUUUAUUAUUCACUAAAUGAUCCUACUGCUGCGGAAACUGCUAUAGAGAAUGCCAUAGAUCGUACUGUUAGUUCUUUAUUUUCUGUAUUAGUGACUAUGGGUGUUGUACCAAUCAUUCGUUGUCCUCGAGGAAAUGCUGCUGAAAUGAUUGCUCAAAAGCUUGAUAGUCGAUUACGUGAUCAUAUAUUAAAUUCUCGAAAUAAUUUAUUUUCUGAAAGUUCCGCUUCUUUAAACUUUCAAAGGCCCGUAUUAUUAAUUCUAGAUAGAAAUAUUGAUCUAGUUCCAAUGUUAAGUCAUUCUUGGACUUAUCAAGCCUUGAUUCAUGAUGUAUUGGAUAUGCAUUUAAAUAGAAUCGUAAUAGAAACUGAUGAAAUGGGUCGUGUUAUCAAAAAAAGUUAUGACUUAGAUAGUAAAGACUUUUUUUGGGCUAAAAAUGCUUCAAGUCCAUUUCCUCAAGUGGCUGAAGAUAUUGAUGUGGAACUUAAUCGUUAUAAAUUCGAUGCUGCUGAGAUAACAAGACUUAGUGGGGUAAAUUCACUAGAUGAUGUGGAUCAAGUAGAUUUCUCCCAAAAUACUCAACAUUUGAAAUCGGCUAUUACUGCACUACCAGAACUUACUGCUCGAAAACAAACUCUCGAUAUGCAUAUGAACAUCGCUAC